AUGCAACAACUCAGAGCACAUGUUCUUAGGGGACCCAAAUUACCCAUACCAGGCUUCUCUCGGGGUUUCAACGACCUUCUUGCUGCUAUGCUGCAGCACGACCCCGACCGUCGCCCCUCGGCGUUGGACUGUCUGGGUUACUCUAUAGUGCGUUCAGUUGCUGCAGCAGACAGCAGCAGCAGCAGCAGCAGCAGCAGCAACAGCAGCAGCAGCAGCAGCAGCAAGGAGAUGCAUGCACAGCUCUAUCCAAAUGCUCGUCUCUCUACUAUUGAAGAAGAAGAAAAUGAAGACCCACAAACAAGUGAAUACCUUGACUGCAGCAGCGGCGACCACCAGCAGCAGCAGCAGCAGCAGCAGCAGCAGCAGCAGCAGCAACAGCAGCAGCAGCAAGGAGAUGCAUGCACAGCUCUAUCCAAAUGCUCGUCUCUCUACUAUUGA
Messenger RNA from Eimeria mitis, 438 nucleotides. Its product is annotated as NEK kinase, putative. The record is from RefSeq and is a predicted model, not a curated record. Lineage: Eukaryota; Apicomplexa; Conoidasida; Eucoccidiorida; Eimeriidae. The transcript is spliced from 3 exons. Bases 1 to 438 code for a protein of 145 amino acids.